UACACAACACAAACAAACCAGGCGGUUACGAUAGAGAGCUGGGCCAUACGGACACUCUGCUGGGCCACAGUCUGGUGGAAGGCUGCCUUCAUCCCGGCGCUGGUUCCAGGACGGAGCGGCCACCUGGUGGGGCUGUUGGGCAGGUUUUCUGGGAUCUACUUCUCCUGCUGGGGCUGACAGGCGGUGCUUCGGUCGCUCCCAAACAUGGCCUCCAUGACGGAGCGACCACUUCAAGUUUGAUUUCUCACUGAUUAUCUGCGUCCAAACUGCGUGUUUUUCCUUCCACAGCUCACGGGAAUGUUUCCACGGAGCAGCUCUGUACGGCAGACACCAGAAGCAGAUGUUUUCUGUCGCAAAAGUUUGGUGCUGAUCACGUCGCUCUAAGUUGACUGAAAGCUGGAAAGGAAAAGGAGAACCGCGUCAAAUCAAAUGCCCUCUGAGGCUCGGGAGCCUCGGGACAGAGGACCUCCCCAUCCCCUCACGCGGGCUGGACGCAGCGCUCAGCUGGCCAAAGCUGCAGCCACUAGCCCUGCCCCUGAGAAGCGACCCCGCGGGCGGCCUCGUAAGGAUGGGAACCACGGCCGCCCAGCGCCUCCUGCUCCUCCUUCACCCAAAUCCAAGAAGGGGCGAAGCCGAGGAAGAGCCCAGGUAGAGGGUGAAGAAAGCGCAGGGACUACAGAGAAGAGGCGACUCCAGAAGAAGACAGAGCCCAAGGAGCCCUCAGAGGCCAAGGGACCGCAGGAGCCCAAGGAGCCCCCAGAGGCUAAGGAGCUCAUGGAAUCCAAGGAGCACAUUCAACUGCUGGAGCCCAAGGAGUCCCUGAAACCACCAGAGCUCAAGGGACCGCAGGAGGCCAAGGAGGUCACGGAGCUGCUGGAGCCCCCAGAGGCCAAGGAGCCUCCAGACGCCAAGGAGCCCAUGGGACCUAAGAAGCUUGUGGGUUCUCGAAGGUCCACCUCCAGGCGGAAGUCCCACAAAAACCCUGAACCAGACCUUGAACUGAGCCAGGUUGGGCUCAGUUCCUGUCCUGAACCAGCUCCUGAGCCCAGAGUCCCAAAGUGCAGCUCAAAACCAGCCCCCGUUUCUCAUGAGGUAGACGGAACCAGAACCGGUCCUGUUCCUGUUGAUCUGUUAUCGCAAUACGUCCCUGUGGAGGAUGCUCAGGUCUGCGCCCCAGAACCAGGGGAACCUGCCCACAGCCCCACCCCUAUGGAGAGCAGCUGUCCCAGUAAGGUUUCCGUGGACACCAAGGAGGGCUGUGGUGCCGGUACUGUGCAGCAGAAUCCAGAACUGAGUCCCCACUCCAGUCCUUCGGUGUCCCUUUGCCUGGAGGAUGAGGAUGAGAGCUCCCUUUCCCCCCUGUUCCAGCACUCCCCAUCAGAGGAAUCAGGAGACUCACCCGCCCCAACCCUGGGACAUGCCAAGAAACGGCUGAAGCAAUGUGCCUUCUGUUACCGCGGCGACCAGCCUCCUCUGGGCCAGGGUCGUCUUGUGGUGUUUGGUCCGACGCCAGGCUACAUCCCACUCCACAUCCUGAACCGCCGCACCUCCUCUGAUCGUGUUGAUGACUGCCAUGACCACUGCUACCGUGGAGACAGGGCCCCGCCCACGUGCAGCAGACCAGCACAGUGUGAAGAUGAAUCUUCUUCAGAGUUCAUGCGGCAGCUCGGACCCAUCGGCCUUCCACACGACAUCAACGUCCAAUCACUGUUCGACCCCACAGGUCAGUGCUGUGCUCACCUGCAGUGUGCCGCCUGGUCAGAAGGUGUGCGCCAUGGCGGUGGCCAGUCAUUGCUCUUUGUGGACAAAGCCAUCGACUCAGGAAGCAGCCAGGUAUGUGGGUUCUGCCAACGCCUGGGUGCUUCGCUGCGUUGCCAGGAGACGGGAUGUGGGCGGAGCUAUCACUUUCCCUGUGCUGCUGCUGCUGGUGCUCAUCAGGACUGGACCCAAAGGCUUACACUGUGCCCGACACACGCCCGCCCAGGCUCCUCGAGGUGUUUGUCAUGUUUGGGCGGAACCGAACCCAGCAACUUGUUGAUGUGCUGUUGUUGUGGUAGCUGUUACCAUGGCAGCUGCCUGGAGCCGGCUCUCACCCCAUCCCCUCUGGUCCGGUCCGGGUGGCAGUGUCCCGCCUGCAGGGUGUGUCGCAGCUGCAGGUUACGGGGCAACGAAGGCCUGCUGCUGGUGUGUCAGCGCUGUGAUAAGACCUACCACACACACUGCCUCUCUCCUCCUCUGGACGGCACAUCCAACAGCACUUGGACCUGCAAGAACUGCAGAGUAUGUCGCCGAUGUGGUGUGACAUCAUCGGGUCAGUGGGCCAAUCAUCAGUUUUUGUGCGAGUCAUGUGACCCUGCCCUGCCCUGUCCUCUCUGUUACCGUGCUGUUGACUUUGCCUCGCCACAGGACAGUCUGACCUGCAGCAGCUGCUACAGGUCUGUUCAUGCUGAGUGUUCGGACCAGGCUGGGGAGCGCACAGCAGAGUCUGACCUCUACCUCUGCUCCUCCUGCAGCCCUUUGGAACAGCAGCUAGCCCCACCCUCUGACACCUCUCUGGCACUUAGUCCACCUGCUGCUCCUGAUCCAGGCCAGCUCAUCUGCCUGGAGCUACCAUCUAGUCCUCUGCAGAGUCCGAACUUAUCAGAGCUUCAACCUAGUCCCACACCCACUUCUGCAGACCAUUCAAUAAGUUCGGUAGCAAGUGAAAGCAUUCCUGGAACGUCUCAGAAGGACCUCCAGCUCAUUCCUCCACGCUCUCCAUCGUAUCGGAAGGACGGUGUUGCAGCGUCGCUAGAAGUUCUUGAAAAAAGUCCAUCUCCACCUACUGGAGAUCAGAGGCACACAUCAACAUCAGAGCAGACGGACCUCCCGUCGUCACCGACUCUUGCAAAAUACAAACCACCUGUCAUAUCACCAUCCGCCUUCGUUCAGAUCCUGGAGCAAGCUGCAGCCGAGCCCCACCAGAGUCCUGCGUCCCCUCCAGCCGAGCCCCANCGGAGCCCUGCGUCCCCUCCAGCCGAGCCCCAGCGGAGCCCUGCGUCCCCUCCAGCCGAGCCCCAGCGUAGCCCUGCGUCACCUCCAACCAACACCCAUAAAGUUCUUGUUGAGACUCUGAGUACUGCGUCACCUCCAGCUGAGACCCAUAAGGUUGUUGUUGAGACUCUGAGUACUGCUUCACCUUCUUCUGAGUCCCAUCAGAGUCCAUCAACACCUCCAGAGGAGACACAUAAGAUUCCUACUAUGCCUCCAAGUGAGACCCAUCAGAUUCCUGCAUCAUCUUCAUCUGAGACCCAUGAGAGUCCGACAGCUCCAGCCAUGACCCAUGAAAGUCCUGUAAGAACUCCUGCCGAGACCCAUCAGAGUCCAUCAUCAACACCCUCAACCCAUCAGAGUUCUGUAUCACCUACAGUGGUACAUCAGAGUUAUGAGGGGACCUAUCAGAGUUCUGCAACCUUUCCAGGAGGGAUCGAUCAAUUCUUACCAGAAGAGGCUGAAGUCUCUGGUGAAUUUUCUGUAAAGACGGCAGAAAGUCCUUCCUCCUCUACAGAGGAGCCCCUUAAGAAUCAUGUAGUAGAGAACUCGAGCAUUGUUCCAAUUCAUCUUCCACUCACCCUGUGUCAGAGCCCUUCAGUACCUCAGCAGGAGGCCCAUUGGAGUGCUGCAGUACCAGCAGAUGAUUUUCCUCAGACUUCUACUACACUUCCUACACCAAUUCUAGAGGACAGCCAUCCAAAUCUUGGACCAUCUCCAGAGCAGAGCCACCAAAGUCCCUCAUGCCUUGUACAAGAUCCUGAUAAAAAUGAUGCAUUGUCUCUAGAAGAGACCCAUAAGAGUCUUCUACCAUCUCUAAAGAAGACUCAACCCCAUAGAAACCUUGUUCCAUCAGCAGAUGAGCAGGUUACUGGUCAGGUCCAGCAGGCUUCUUCAGUGGAGACCAAAAACAACCAGGGGCCAUCUUUAAAAGAGACUUUCUCACCCUCUCUACAGACAACCCAUCAAAGUCUGCUGCUUUCUUCUGAUCAGCAUAUUCCUCCAAUGUCUCCCCUAAAGUUUCAGCAACCAUCUGUGGAGUCUCCUGGUGAGAAAUAUGAAACUCCUUCUCCAGCUCCAGAAGGCACCAAUCAAUCUGGUCCACCCCUUAGCCACAUGUGUACAAGUCCAAAACCAUUACUAAAAGGUUCUGCUCCGUCUCCAGGGGAAACUUGCCAGAUUCAAGAACAUCCUCUGAAGAACUUGGGUGAAGGUUUGGUUCCAUGUCCAGAAGCCGAUCUCCAAAGUCUUUUUACAUCUCCUAAAAAUCUCAAACAAGAUCAUCCACCAUCUCUUGAAAGGACAGAAGACUGUCCUGAAUUAAACCUCGUAAACUUCUCAGAAGUGGCAACUUUGUUGCCUAAAGAGAUCCAUCCAAGUUCUGCUGAACUACCACAUCUCCAAGAAAGUAGUGAUGGAGAUCACCAGGACAGCUUCAGGCCAACACAUUGUAUGUCGAGCUCAACAUUAUCUCACCCUGCUUCCAUUGACCAACAGUCACCUUGCUCAUCACCACACUGUCAGUCAGAAUACCAGGAAAGUGCCCUGCCACACCAACUUGAACCUGAAAGGUCUCCUCAAUGUCAGGCUAGACCAACAGGAUUUGAAUUUGGGCCAGUGUCCUCUUGUCCUAGUCCAACCAAAAGUUACCCCGUAAAGGUUCUUCAGAGUUCUUCUAAGCUCAGUUUGAACUGUCCUUCUUCUGAACCAGACUUCACAGAGGACCAACUGGGUACUCAAUCUCUGCAGGAACAUCUGGUUAACAACCCCCAGCCACAGAGUUUGAGUACAUCAGGGCUGAGUCCUACCAGGUUUCAACAAGGAUACCAUCUGGAACCCGAGGCACCGCUACAAAGACCAUGCAGUCCAAUAAGCAUCAUGAACUCCCAGCCCAACCAUACAUUGGAAACUAAUACAUCUUGCCCACAAACUCCCAGAACACUGGACCACACAAUCACUGGCUCAGACCUUCCACAGAUUCUCUGUAGUCUGAACCCUAAAUCACCACAGAUAUCUGGUACAUCUACCAAGAUGGCACUUGGAUCCUAUUCAGCUCCUUGUAGCCCUCACCCUCUCCUGGGGAAACCUAGACCCCACAGCUCUUCACAACCUGCAAGUCCAGCGCACUACAAGAUGGUCAGGCAAAGUAUUGACUCUGGUGGACUGAAUCUGGAAGGUAUAGAGUUCACCCAUGACUCCUCUACAGUGCAAUCUGCUGAGAACUACCAGCCUCACAUCCCUGCCCUACAGAUGCCAGAAAGCCUUGAUAACAGUAGCACUUCUCUUGAACACAGUAGCCUAACUUGCUCACCUUGUGUCCAGGACACAAAGGUAGACCAGAGUCCUUACAAAAGUCUGUCACCAUGCACAAGUGAUGGUUCCAAACAAGCUGAGCCAGUGCCUACAAUGCCUACAAACCCUGCCUUCUGUCUCAAAGUCUUGCCAAUAGAGACUCACCACACACCACAGUCAGCUGGUCUCAUACCAGCGAGGUCCACAACACAACAAGAUGGCCCAGAGUCUCCAUCAUUAAUCGAAGCACAACCGGCUCAACCUGGUGACUCCAUUUCUGGUCAGGGUAAGGAUAUAGAGCUCCACCCGGAUAGACUGGUCCAUACUGAGGCCCUUAUUGACUUUGGUCCCACACAAGUCCACAGCUCUGCAAUGACAUCUUCUACCCAUACUCUGUCAGCUAGCAGUUCUGUUGCCAACAGUCUGACCAGUAUUCCCACAAAUGGUGUCUCUCCAAGGACUAGUCAUGCUGGUCAAGCUAAUACUGUUUGUAUAGUACAAACAUCCGUUAGCCCACUUCAGAGUCCAGCUCUGGAUGCGACGGUGCCCCACAGACCCUCGUCCAACCCUGGAACCAGUCCCGACCUUCGUCAAGCUCCCUACAGCCCGAACUCUCUGUCAGAUUGGGUCCAGGCUGUUGAUCUUUCCAUCCAAAGUGCUGCUGUUCCCUCUUACUCUGUUCUGGAUGCUGGUGCUGUCCAAACGGCAGAAUCCAAUGAAGGAUCUCAGAGAUCUGGUGACCCUGCUCAGCCUACUCAAAGCCUUGCCAGUCCUUCAGGCUCUGUCCACCCACAGGUUAGCCCUCCAUCUGAAGUAUUGACUUCAACGCUUCAGGCUCCAGUUAGCUUUGUCAGAACGUCACAAGAAUGUUCUGUCCUUGGGGCAGUGUGUUCAGAAAGACCUCAUGCUGGUCCCAGACCAGGUCCUGUGCAGCUGAAGCCAGGUUCUGACAGGAUUACCAUUGGUUCAUUGUCUCCAGAGUCUGGUUCUGAUGUUGGUUCUGAUUUUGGUCCUGGUCCUGGACAGCUACUGUUCAAUCUUGAUCCAGGUAACCAUGUUCAGCCAGUAGCUUGCUCUGAACCUGAUCUUGAUUGUGGUGGUUCUGGUGUGAACUUUAGCCUUAUCCCUGAACGGCCUAGUUCUGGACAUGGUUGUGGACCUGCUGGAGCAGAGCAGAGGAUUGCUGAGGAAGAGCAAGGAGAAGCGGCAAUGGAGAGUCCAGAAGAUGAGGACGAUUCUGCUGAAAUGACUGAGGCACAAGGAGAUGAUGAGAGUAGCCCAACACUGGGUCCGGUCUGUCCUUCAGGCUCCUCCUUUCCAUCAGUCUCCCUGUCCUCCUGUUCUCGCUCUCAGGACACAGCCCCGAGAGGAGACCAUCCUCCAUUGGCUGAGAGGAGGAAUAUGGAGGAAGAGUACAGCCAAUCACAGAGCCUGAAUAAACUAGUUGCCAUGGCAACAGAGUCAACCAAAGAUGGACAACAAUCCCACUGCGAGCCUUCAGAGAAGCAGGAGAUAGGGACGGCAGAGAGACACCAGCCAAUCAGAGAUGAGGAGGCGGGACCAGAUGAGGAGGAGACCUCAGAUGGCCCCAUUCUAGAUCUGGACCAAUCCUUGGACAUGGAAGUGAUGGAGCUGAUGACCUCAGCCACACCUCCCACCUCCCGCAGAGGAAAGUGGCGGAGCCUAAGGCCCCUCCCUUCCUGGUCCCACCCCUCAGACGACCUGUCCAUCCGUCUUCGGCAGUCUCCGUUUUCCACAGAGGCGUCUCCCGAGACCUCACCUGCCCGGACCCCGGUCACUCCUCCACCUCUGACUCCACCAACUCCUCCAUCCUCCAUAGAGACUUCGCCCCCUUCCCAGGCUCCACCCACUGCCGUGUUCCUACUGACCCCAAAGAUUGGCAUGGGAAAGCCCGCCAUCUCCAAGAGGAAGUUCUCCCCCGGCAGAGCGCGGUCCCGGCAGGUACCACAGGGUUCGUGGUGCAGCAGCCGCAGGGCGCCGAGCCCUCCCUCAUCCUCCCAGGAUUCCACGGGGGAGGGAGGUUGGAGCCCUAAGCCCCGCCCACCUGACUCUCCUCUGUGGAGCAUGAAAGUGAGUCGGGGUUCAGGAUUUCCAGGCAGGAAGCGGUCCAGAGGUGGAGCUGCUGGUGGAGGAAGAGGUGGAAGAGGCAGGAGUCGGCUGAAGGUUCAGGAUACCCUCACUGUGCUCCCUGGGGGAAGUUACGUGGAGAUGUUUCAGGCGAAGGAGGAAGAGGAGAACUCCAUGCACAACACGGUGGUGAUGUUCUCCACCUCGGACCAUUUCACUCUCAAACAGGACAUGUGCGUGGUGUGUGGCAGCUUCGGUCGAGGCUCAGAGGGCCGUCUGCUGCCCUGCUCCCAGUGCGGCCAGUGUUACCAUCCCUACUGCGUCGGCGUCAAGAUCACCCGGGUGGUGCUGACCAAAGGCUGGCGCUGCCUGGAGUGCACGGUAUGUGAAGCGUGUGGCGACGCCUGCGACCCCGCCCGCCUGCUGCUCUGUGACGACUGUGACAUCAGCUACCACACCUACUGCCUGGACCCGCCCCUCCUCACUGUGCCCAAGGGCUCCUGGAAGUGCAAGUGGUGUGUGUGGUGUGUGCUGUGUGGCUCCACCUCGCCGGGGCUGCGCUGUGAUUGGCUGAACAACUACAGCCUGUGUGGGCCGUGUGGCAGCCUCAGCCAGUGUCCCGUCUGCCAGCGGCGCUAUGCACAGGACGAUCUGGUGCUGCAGUGCCAGCAGUGCGACAGGUGGGUCCACGGCGUCUGUCAGGGUUUGGCCUCGGAAGAAGAGGUGGCGCUCGCUGCUGAUGAAGGCUUUGACUGCUCUCUGUGCCGCGCCUCCUCAGGUCUGCAUGGCCUUCAUUAUGAAAUUCCCCCAGAGAGCAGGCCUGAUCACGUGACUCUGUUUCCAGACGUGAAGACGUAUACUCAGGAUGGCAUCUGCCUAACCGAGUCCGGUCUGACUCACCUGCAGGCCCUAGUCCAACCUCUCGCAUCACCGCGCAAGUGUCGCAGGUGUAAACCCAAGUUGAAGCUGAAGAUCAUCAACCAGAACAUUGUCUCCGUCCUGCAGACGCCACCGGACCCAGAGACCCUCAUUGAGCCGGACCAGAACCGAGCUUUGUCUGCAGGUGACUUGGACUGUGACAUGAAAUCUGACUCCAGUCCCGAGCGGGACGCCGCUCACCUGGAUGAUGUCACCAAGGAGACGGAUGUCACAGAUGACAACAAGAAGAGGAAGAGGAAACCUUAUAGGCCAGGAAUCGGGGGCUUCAUGGUGCGUCAGCGUGGGGGAAAAGCCGGACUCUGCAGGAAGGACUCGUCAGAGAUGAACCCGAGUCGAGAUCCAGGUGUGUUGGAGACUGAUGUUUCCAUGGAAAUGAUGUCUGCUGCUGAGCAGGCAAUGGAGAAAGUUAAGAAGAGAUACAGGAAGAAGAAGACGAAGCUGGAGGAGGCGUUCCCAUCGUACCUGCAGGAGGCUUUCUUUGGCCGGGAUCUGCUUGACCGCAGCCGACAGAUUGACGGAAGACCGAGGAUGGUGACCUCAGGUGCCAGCCAAUCAGGAUCGGCAGUGAGUGUCCCCAAGACCCCCCCCCUCAGAGCACAUGGCCCCGCCUCCUCUGUCCAGCCUCCGGGGACAGUAGCAGCCAGCAGGAAACGGGGAGUGCUGCCCGUGUCCGAGGAAGUGCUGCUGGACCUUUCUGACGUCCUGAAAACAGACCCUCACAUCCUGGGGACAGGACGCACAGGUCAGUUCCAGGUGGAGCGCUCUCCGUCUCCCUUUGCCGGCCUGGAUGUUGCCUCGGCGACCGACGACCCCCCACUGUCAUCGGACACCUCUGGAGGUUACGGGCGUUGCCAGAGGAUGGAGCGGGAGGAGCCUCUGGACGCCAUUUUGAGCCCUGAACUGGACCAGAUGGUAACAGACGGAGGGAUCCUGAGCAGACUCUACAAGAUCCCAGAACUGGAGGGGAAAGAUGUGGAGGAGGUCUUCACCGCCGUUCUGAGUCCAAACAGCAGCAGGCAGCCAGAGCCCAGCAAGACCCACGGCUCAGCAGCGUGUUCUCGGCUUCCGGUGUUGAAUGGCCUGGUGGCCGCCGUUCCUCCCCUCCCUGAUGCUCCCAGCGGCGGCAGCCGUCUGCUUGGCUUCAGCUUGCCUUCUGAGGGCCCCGCCCCCUCCUCGGCCUCAGCCAAUCGGCCGUCAGCUGUAGAAGGGGAGCAGGAUGUGAUGUCGACAGCUCAGAGAGGGACGCUGAAGUGGGAGAAGGAGGAGAGUCUGGGAGAGCUGGCGACCGUUGCUCCAGUUCUUUACUGCAACACCAACUUCCCUCAGCUGAAGCAGCAGUACCCCGAUUGGUCCACUAGAGUGAAGCAGAUCACCAAGCUGUGGAGGAAGGCCAGCUCCCAGGACAGAGCGCCCUUCGUGCAAAAAGCUCGGGACAACCGGGCGGCCCAGCGCAUCAACAAGGUGCAGCUGUCCAAUGAGUCACUGCAGCGCCUGCAGCCGCUGCCGCCGCCACCCCCCCAGGGGGUCUAUGACCCCAUCGCCAUGGAGACGGAGGCUGGCUGCAGAGACCCGCUGAGGCCCAGGGAAUCAGAGCAGGAGCAGGAGUGGAAGUUGAGACAGAUGAUGCGACAGAAGAGCAAGCAGCUGGCCAAGAUGGAGGCAACCCAGAAGUUGGAGCAGGUGAAGAACGAGCAGCGGCAGCAGCAGCUCCGCCAGUCGGGACGCCUUUCCCCAGAAGGCUCGGCCCACCAGCAGGUCGCCGGGGGCAACGCCACGCACAGCAGGCAGAACCUCCCGCAGGACGUGGGGACACCGGACGAUGUCUUUCUCAGACCUCAAGUCCCCGCUCCCUCUGGGUUCUCUUCACUCCCUCACUCCCCUUUGGCCUCCUCCCCCCUCCACCAGCCACCGUCUUCCCCCCAGAUGUUCUCCCCCCCCUCCUCUCGCCCCUCCUCACCCUGGGACCCAUAUGGUAAAGUAGCAGGUCCCUGUCAUCCUCAGCAGCAGCGCCUCGGCUUCCUCAGCAUCUCCCCCGCUCACGAUGGCUCUCCUGCACUGUCCCCCGACCUGUCUGCCUCCGGUUUGCCACCAAGUCGGGCCGGCAUGGUGAUCCCCUCCUCCGGCUCCCCCCCUGACCCAUCUCUCAGACCCGUCCGGGCGGGGGACUCCAGCCAGAGGACAAGCCUGACGGUGCAGGGUGGUGUGUUUAAAGCCCCAAUGCCCCCCCACCAGGAAGCACCAGGAAGGAGAGACCUGGGGUUCCCCAAUAGCCCAGUGUCAGGUCUGGGCUCCCCCCACCGCAGCCCUUACGCCCCGGGGACACCCCAGCUUGGGGAAGCCCCAGGUUCACGGCCCUCCCCUGACCCCUUCAGAGACCCUCAGACCCCCGGUACACCACACCCUCACUCUGACUGCGGCUACCUUGCCAUGCCCACAGCACUGAGAGCGGACCCGGUCAGUCAGCCGUCGCCGUCCAGCCUGGACUCCUAUCCCUCCAAUCCGGGAAAUCCCCGCUCCUCGGAACGGUUCCCACGGUCCCCGGGGUCUCAGCGAAGCAUCGAUUUGUUCCCCCAGUCUGUGGGGACGCCUCGCCCCCUUCCUGAGUCAUACCUGCAGCAGCCCUCUGCCCCCCAGGCUCAGAAGACCCUGGCAGAGAGCCUCAAUGCCCUGCCUGCAGCGUCAGCUUCCUCCUCUCUGGGUCCUGGACUGAUGGUGGAGAGGGGGGCCUUCAGCCCUGCAGCCCCCAAGCUUCAACAGUCUUCAGGCAGCAGACAAGAGUUGUUGCCCAGAACCUGCAGCAGCCAGACCCCAAAGCACCCUGUGACACCUGAGAAGGGAGUCGUCCAUGCAACGAGUCAGGAUGCUCUGGUGAAGGGUCUCAUAACGACCGGCAUGUCACCGAUGGAGAAGUCAGAAACCGGUGACCUGUCCUCUCUUAAUGGAGGGAGGAGCAUGCUGCCUCAGCUUGGAGACUCUGAGGAGAAACUACAACAGCGCCUAUGGCUCCGGCAGCAUAUCCUCCGGCACCAGCACCAAAAGAUUGCCUUACGCCAGGAGAAAGGUUUGCUGGAACCCACCUCAGGACCUGCUGGUUCUAGCGGCACUCUUCACAACUGGUCUGCUGAGGACUCUUCCAGCGCCCCUCCUCCAGACCCAUUUGAACGUCCUCCACCGCCGUACCCUGGUACAGUGAGACCUCUGACUCCUGGGUUUACGGGAGGUCUUCCAGGCGAGGAGAUGAGUGGCUUUACUCCCGGCGAGGCUUCCCUCCCCAGACAGAACCUCCUGAGAGGACCAGCUGUCAGGUUUGGUGUUCCUCAUGGAGUUGCAGCAGCCCUACAGGACCCUUCAGCGCGUCCAUCCCUUGGUCCUGCUGUGGGGCUCGGCUCCAUGGAGGGGAACCUGGUCCAAAUGAGGAGGCCUGUGCCAGCAGAGUUCACCAGCAUUCGGUCAUUGACGCCCCACAACUCAGCAGCACACAUGGUUCCAGGUGUUCCCCAACUCAUCGUCCAGCGGCCUGCUCCUCCUCAGCAGCACGGCGUCAUGCCCUACAUCGAGCUCCGACGCCGCCCCCCAGAGAACUGUCUGAGGCUGCCCUUUCCCCCACCGAUGCCUUCAGAGCUACAGGAAGCCACGCCCACCAGAGACCCCACCCAGUCCACUGCGCCACGGCCGGGUCCAGUCAAGAUGGGGGAGGCAGGGCUGGGGCAGCAACACCUGGGUUCUGCUCUCCCAGGAUCUGAGGGGAUUGAGGAGCACUUAGAGGGAGAGGACUCUGCUGUAAAGGAUCUGGAGGACGUGGAGGUCAAGGACCUGGUGGACCUGAAUCUGAAUCUGGACCCAGAGGAUGGUAAAGAAGACCUGGACCUGGGUUCGAACGAUCUGCAUCUGGAUGACUUCCUGUUGACAGGGAAGUUCGACCUGAUUGCCUAUGCUGACCCAGAGCUCAAUUUGGAAGACAAAAAAGACAUGUUCAACGAGGAGCUGGACCUUGGGGAGCCGGUUGAGGACCGGGAGGGGAGCCGACCUGCCAGGAAAACGGAAAGCCCUGCCCACUUUCUGGGACAGGCAAAACAGGAAUUGAAGGAAUCUCAGAAGACUGAAGGUCACUCCUCAAACAGACCUCAAGGACCUCACUCUGCUCUUCUAAUCAAGGAGAAGCUGGAGGACUCUGGUCUGGUUUCCUGUCCAGUCCCAGCCCAGGCUUUGUCCUCUGUCCACCCUCUAAUAACGCCAGGGGACUCAUCUGUCUUCCACCAGAGACCAUUUGGAUCCGCACCAAUCCCCCAACCGGUUCCUUCUGGUCCUGCUCCUCAGGGAACCCCCACCAUGCCUCAGGCUCAAUCAACUCAACCUCCUCAGCCUCAACUUCUUUUAAACCCCCAGAACCAUCCUCCUCAUCCAGGCACUGAAACCCAGAGUAUGAGUUCGGUCAGCUUUCCUGAGAACCAGGUCUCCCUCCAGAGCCAGAACAAGUCCAGGCCUCUCCUGCUGGAGGAGCAGCCACUCCUCCUGCAGGAGCUUCUGGACCAGGAGCGGCAGGAGCAGCAGCAGCAGAAACAGAUGCAGGCCCUGAUCCAACAUAAGUCUGGCUCAGAGUCUGGAAUCUCUGACAUGGAUUUUGAGUCCAUCUCUGACCCAAUCAUGAAGGCUAAGAUGCAGGCUCUGAAAGGUAUUAACAGGGUGAUGAGUCAGGGACCCCUGGGCCUGACCCCAAUGGUCAUCAACAGGUUCCAGCAGAGUCCAGGAUCCGAGUUAACUCCUCCCACUCCUCACCUACCAGGACAGGACGGGAAGUUAACCCCUCAACUAGUGCGCCGCAACCCCCCCAGCUUUGGACCCGGCUUCAUCAAUGAGUCUCAGAGGCAGCAAUACGAGGAGUGGCUAGGUGAGACACAGCAGCUUCUGCAGAUGCAGCAGGGCCUCCUAGAGGACCAGAUUGCAGCUCACCGUAAGGCCAAGAAGGCUCUGUCAGCGAAGCAGAGAACGGCCAAGAGGGCGGGCCGAGCCUUCGCUGAAGAGGAUGCAGCCCAGCUGCAGUACAUCAGUGAACAGCAGGGGGCAGUCCAGAAACAGCUGGAGCAGAUCCGGAAGCAGCAGAAGGACCACACUGAACUGAUUGAAGACUACAGGACCAAACAACCUCAGAGGAUGUUGCAGAUGCCCCCCCAGAUGCCCUUGGGGCAAGUCCUGGUCCCCCCUAAGCCCCGCCUGGGUGGCGCUGCCCCGGGUCACUGUCCAAACGUCCCCUCAGGCUGGACUCCAGGGUCUGGUCCUCCCAUAGGUCAGAGGAUGCUUCCACAGCUUCCAGCCCACAUGCCCCCCAACCUGCCCAACUGCCCCCAGACCCCCCCUCUCAUCCAGACGACUCUGCCCAUGAAGCCAGUCCUGACUGCCCCUACGCCAGGCUUAACUACCCCCCAGGGCUCCCUAGGGGGCUCCCUAGGGGGCGCCAAUGGCGCGCCAGGGGAUGGAGCCACCCCUCAGGUGAAAUUUGAUGACAACAACCCUUUCAGCGAAGGUUUCCUGGAGCGUGAAAGGAGGGAGCGCUUGAGAGAGCAGCAGGAGCGGCAGAGGAUUCAGCUGAUGCAGGAGGUGGAGCGUCAGCACGCUCUGCAGUGGAGUCUGGACCAUCAGGACCGCUGCGGGUCCGGAGCAGCCGGGGUUCCUGGGAAACGGGGACCGGUUCCUGGUGGAGGAGCUGGACCGGUCAGCAGCGAGGACCGUCUGUCCCAGGGAGCGUUCUGCAGCACUGAACCUGGACUGGACUUCCUUUCUUCUUCCUCGGCCUCCAGGCAUCAGGUCCAGGGCCGUACAGGGGGCGCCAACCUCCACCAGGGCUUCCCAGGAGGCUCCCUGCCCCCCAGGGCCGCCCCCACCGCAGCUCUCCAUCCUGAUGUUGCCACAGAGCGAGGCAGCCUCCAGUUCAGGCCCAGACUGCUGCAUCCAGCGGGGAUCAGUCCUCACCUGUUUGGUCACGACUCCUCCUCGUCUUCACCGUUGACCCCACUCCCCCAUCCCUCUUCUGGAGGCCUGGCCUCCCUCGCUGAUAUCAUCCCUGACGACAAACCAAAGAACAGGAGAUCGAACAGAGCUGAGGAAGGAGUCAGAACUCCUCUGUCGCCACACUCUGACAUCACAGCUCCACCCACCCCGGCUGUCUCAGACAAGUCCUGCUCCACACCCACCCACCAACCGGACACUGGCUUCUCUGGCCUGGCUUCACCUGAAAGAGAGAGGCAGCAGAGAGGCGGCAGCGGGGAGGGCCACAGAGGCCCUGUGUCUGGGGGAAGCCUGGAAGUCAAGGAGGAGCUGAUGGAGGCGCAGCCCUGCUGGGGGAUCCCUGUGAAGGUAGAGGAGGCUGGGGAAGACUGCUUCUCCUCCGCCGCCUCUCACGGGGGAGAUGGAGGGAAGGAGCUGCUCCGACACCUUCUGAGGGACAAAACGUCGCCCGUAACCAUGACGGCUCCCUCCAGGCCAGCUGCGCACUGCCAGCUGUCCAAUGAUGGCAUGCGAUCCGAGGAAGAAGAUGAACCAGGUUUCCAUGGCAACAUGGUGCCACUGGUGGACGGUCCAAAGAAAAUUAAGCGCAGCAAGAGAUUGAGUCGACCCGACAAAGACAGAGCUCCAUCCAAGUCCAAAAGGAGGAGGAAGGAGGAGGACGAUGAAGAGAAGAGCUCCUCCUCUGACACACUGAUGACCCAGCUGAGUCAGCUGGCAGUGCUGCCACUCAUGGAGCCCAUCCUGGGUGUAGACCUGAGCCUCUUCCCCCCAUACGGCAGCUCCUCUAUAGGCAGAGACUCCCUGCUGAGAGGCUCCUUUGGGAACGCCUCUCUGGAUGGCGUCUCAGACUUCUACUCCCAAAUCAUCUACAAGAACAACCUCAGUAACCCCCCCACACCUCCGGCAUCUCUGCCCCCCACACCUCCACCUGUAAGCAGACAGAAGAUGGUGAACGGCUUCGCCACAAUGGAGGAGCUGACCAGGAAGGAACUGAGCGAGCAGGAAGGCUUGCCACCCCUGAAGCACAAAGAGGAUGAGCUUCUCAAUCUAAACUCUGCCUCCAAAACAGUAGAUGUCCCUGCAUCCCUGCCAACGCCGCCCCACAACAACCAGGAGGAGCUCAGGAUCCAGGAGUCGUUGGAGUGCCACAGUCCAGAGGGGUUUGUCCCGUCCUCGUCUCCAGAGAGCGUGGUGGACAUGGAGGUCAGCAGGUACCCUGACCUGUCUUUCAUCAAGCUGGAGCAGCCCUCGCCCUGCCCAUCACCUACAUUACCCAUCAUUCCCUGCACCUGGGGCAAAGGCUUUUCAGUGAAACAGGAAGUGAAGGCAGAACCACACCUCCAAGUGCAAUCCACCUGCUCCAGCACAGACCUGGUUACCAUAGCGAUCACUCUGAACCCGGCCGCCUCUCAGAAUGUCCCAGGUGUGAUGGCGGCGGUGGCGGCGCUCCUCAGGGUCCCCGGCCCCAUCAGAUACCAGCAGAGCCGAGCGCCGGCGCUAGAGCGGAGCAACCUGGCCCUGCUGGCAGGAGUGCGUGUGCCGAUGUUGCAGGGUUCAGCAGCAUCCAGAGUGCAGAGAGCGCCACCUGCUGCCAGAAACUCGCCACGCUGCUGCAGCCGCUGCAAAAGGCUGCUGGUUAACGAAGUUCCCUACAGACAGGAAGGUGAGUCCAGAGACGUACCCGGUUUGGUGUUUUGCAGUCCAACCUGCUCCGCUCUAUUUGAGUCAGAGCAGCAGAUCCGCUCUGCCAGAGCCAAGCCUGCAGUGCCGGUGCUUCUGGCUGGUUCUGGCUCGACUCCUCCUCUCAGCAGAACACAGCACCAGUACGCCAACAACAUGUCCCCCAUUGCUGUCCAUUCUCUCCCACGCAUCGACUCUUCCUCCUGCUCUCCUUCCUCCUCCUCACCACCGCUUGCCUUUCCACCUGCCUCUGCUAUUACCAUGGAGACGAGGCCCCACCCCGACAGCCUCAAGGUGAAGGUCAAGCUAAAGCCCCGCCCACGGACCGUGUCAGGUGAUGACUCUCUGUGUCCUCAAAACUUGAAGAAGAUGAAGAUUUCUCGGUGGAGACGCUGGAGCUUCAGCAUCACUCUCAACAGGGGUUCCCGUGUUGCUAACCAGACGGGUGCCAUUCCGACAGAAGAGGAAGUGGAUGAGCUUCUGAAGGAGUUUGGAGCGUGCCUGCGUCCCGACCCGUUGCCUAGAGACCAGCGAAGGUGCUGCUUCUGCAACCAGCAGGGGGACGGCGUGACGGACGGCCCUGCCCGGCUCCUCAACCUGGACCUGGACCUCUGGGUGCACCUGAACUGCGCUCUGUGGUCCAGUGAGGUGUACGAGACGCAGGCGGGCGCGCUCAUCAAUGUAGAGCUGGCGCUGCGGCGGGGCCUGGCGCUCCGCUGUGCCCACUGCAGCCGCAGCGGCGCCACGACCGGCUGCAACCGGCUCCGCUGCACCAACACCUAUCACUUCACCUGCGCCCUUCAGGCCCACUGCACCUUCUUCAAGGAUAAGACCAUGCUGUGCUACCUCCAUAAGCCCAGGACGCUUCCUGUGAGCGGGGACAGGUCAUCCAGCUCCUCCCCGUUCUCCACGCCCGGGCCGACCUCUGACCCCACUCCUGGCUCCGACCCGUAUGACUCGGAGCUGCGUUGUUUUGCCGUGUUUCGGCGAGUCUUUGUGCAACGGGACGAGGCGCGGCAGAUCGCCGCUGUGGUGCAGCGGGGCGAGCGACAGCACACCUUCCGUGUCGGCAGCCUGCUGUUCCGCGCCGUAGGCAGGCUCCUCCCACAGCAGAUGGAUGCCUUCCACAGCGAGGCUGCCAUCUUCCCAGUCGGUUACCAUGCCAACCGCUUCUACUGGAGCAUGCGCUACAGCAACAGACGCUGCAAGUACCUGUGCUACAUCGAGGAGCAUGAAGCCCAGCCGCUGUUCAAGGUCAAGGUGGUUGAGAAAGGUCACGACGACGUCGUCCUCACAGGAGCCACGCCUACAGCGGCGUGGGCCCAGGUUCUGGAGCCGGUGGCCCGGAUGAGGAGCUGCAGCGGCACUCUGAAGCUGUUUCCUGUUUACCUGAAAGGAGAGGAACUGUUUGGCCUGAAGACGUCCGCCGUGACCCGGAUCAUCGAGUCUUUGCCGGGGGUCGAGGCAUGCGAGCGCUACACUUUUCGCUACGGCAGGAACCCCCUCAUGGAGUGGCCUCUGGCCUUCAACCCUUCUGGCUCGGCUCGCUCUGAACCCAAGGCCUGCCAAGCCAAGAGACCUUACCUGCUGACCAGUGUGGCCCUCAGGUGUCAGGGCUCAGUGGGCUCCAUCGUCGGCCUCGUUCCCGGCGUUCUGUCUUUGUCUCCUGGCGAGUCGGUGGCUGCUGCCCAUCAGGGCCGCCACUCCAAGUCGGCCCAGUACCGCCGCAUGAAGGCGGAGUGGAAGAGCAACGUGUACCUGGCUCGCUCUGGCAUCCAGGGACUGGGGCUGUACGCCGCCAGAGACAUCGAGAAGUGCACGAUGGUCAUCGAGUACAUUGGGACAAUAAUCAGGAGCGAAGUCGCCAACCGCAAGGAGAGGCUGUACGAGGCCCAGAACCGAGGCGUCUACAUGUUUCGGAUCGACAACGACUAUGUGAUCGACGCAACCAUCACCGGAGGACCGGCGAGGUACAUCAACCACUCGUGUGCUCCGAACUGCAUCACUGAGGUGGUGACGGUGGAGAAGGAGAACAAGAUCAUCAUCAGCUCCUCCAGACGCAUUCAGAGAGGAGAGGAGCUAUGCUACGACUACAAGUUUGACCUGGAAGAUGAUCAGCACAAGAUCCCGUGUCACUGUGGAGCCGUGAACUGCCGCAAAUGGAUGAACUGAGAGCAUGGAGGCCUCUGGCGCACUGUGGGCGGAGCUAACAUGACAUCAUCACUGGUCUAUGGGCAGAGCUAGCAUGACACCAUAAUAAAACUGACUGAUUAGAUCAGAGGAACUAAAGUUUAUACUUAAUUUACAAAUGGGACACAUUUAUAAUCUGUUGUGGGCGGAGCUUACCAAGAGGCUGGUCCUCACUGUAAAUUGGUUGUAAAUGUGAGUGUAAACGCCACUGAAAUAAGCGAAUGUGUCGUCCUUUAACUUGCACUAAAACAUUAAAUGACAAACACACCUACCUGAUUCCACCGCCUAGUCCUCCCCUCUUCCUCAUCAGUUCCUGUAAAAUAAGAGAUUUUCUUCUUUUUGUAUUUAUUAAUGAAUUAAGCUAUUUUCUAAAACUGCGGUGCAUUUGAGGUCCAGUGUGGCAGUGUGUAAAUAUCUGUACCAUAAGUAAAAAGCCAGACACAAAGAUUAGAGCGCCCCCCACCCCCUUGUGUGGACAGGCGUCUGUUACUUCACCCAGAGUUUAGGCUGCAGGCGUCUGCCGCCGUGUAAAUAUGAGGUUUACUCAGGCUCUGCUGUGUACAGAUAGACGACAUGAAGCCUUGUCUCUGUUUUUUUAUUAAUGGAUGUAAACAAAGUGAUGUUUCUGGAAAAUAUAGUGAAUCUGAUUUAGAAUCAUUUACAGAAAAUAAAAUAUUUUACAUCUUAGAGAAA
Messenger RNA from Poecilia reticulata (guppy), 18915 nucleotides. Lineage: Eukaryota; Metazoa; Chordata; Actinopteri; Cyprinodontiformes; Poeciliidae. The record is from RefSeq and is a predicted model, not a curated record.